This is a messenger RNA of Hypomesus transpacificus, 2615 nucleotides long. RefSeq names its product mitotic arrest deficient 1 like 1 (gene mad1l1). The coding region runs from base 129 to 2276 and encodes 715 amino acids. The transcript has 18 exons. NCBI's taxonomy places the organism in Eukaryota, Metazoa, Chordata, Actinopteri, Osmeriformes, Osmeridae. Gene Ontology annotation, biological process: attachment of mitotic spindle microtubules to kinetochore; mitotic spindle assembly checkpoint signaling. Gene Ontology annotation, cellular component: kinetochore; nuclear envelope; mitotic spindle. The record is from RefSeq and is a predicted model, not a curated record.
UCUCGUCGUGCCUGCUCUUCUCGUGUGAGCGGAGGAGGGAGUUCCAAACCGGAGGUGUGUUAGCAGAGUUAGCUAGCAGGAGAACUGGAAUCAUAUCUACCUACCUAACACCUACUCCGUUGAGCGACAUGGAGCUCGAGGACGACACCACGGUGCUCGCAACUCUCAAGUCCUACCAGAGCUUCAUCUCCAUGCCGGAAACACAGCAGCGCGUCGCAAAGCCAAACCCGGGCCUGCACACCCAGUACCUGAGGAGCAUGGAGGGGGUCCAGGACGACAGGAGCCUCCAGGGGGUCCAGGAGGAGCAGGAGAACAGGAGCCUGAAGAGAGCUCGUCUGGAGCUGGAGGAGGCUGCCUGCGUCAGCGCACGCCAGCUCGAGCAAGAGGUAGAGCGUAACAGGGAGCUGCUGGGGCGAAUCAGACGUCUGGAGGAGCGGGUGGACGAGGCAGCCAGGAGCCAAUCAGAACAGGAGGGGGCGCGGCGCAGUCUCCGUAGCAACCUGGAGGCUGUGAACAGGAGGCUGGCUGACAGAGAUGCACAGCUAAGCUCCGCCCAGCAGACUGUCAGCAGCCAGAAUGAUGAGAUCAGAGACUUGAAGCAGCAGCUUCAGACUCAGGAGAACAUCGUCUCUACACACACUCUGGAACAGCAGGCUGUCCAGCAGCAGCUGGAUCUGCAGCGCAGGAAGUACCAAGAGAUGAGUCAGCGUUGUCAAGAGCUCCAGGAAGCCCAGUCCUCCUGCUCCGACCAGGAGAUGAAGAUCAAGGAGCUGCAGCGUCAUCUGGAGCUGCAGGAUCAGGACAGCCUCAUCGUCCAGAACAUGAGGUCAGAGGUCGCCAGGGUUCCUGACCUGGACAAGGAGCUGAGAGCCCUGCGCCAGGAGAACACCUACCUCAGGGAGUGGAGGGAGAGCAGUGGGCUGCUGCAGGAGGAGGUGGAGGGGCUGAGGAGGAAGGUGGAGAGGAUGGAGAAGAUGAAGGAGGAGGUGGUCACUCUGGAGCUUGAGAGAGAGAAGCUGCUCCAGUCUGUGCAGGCCUGGGAGAAGCUGGGUCAGACCACUGGGCUCGACAUCAGGAAACCAGAUGAUCUGUCCAGAGAGGUCAUCCUGAUCCAGCAGAGAGAGAUCACCCUCAAGCAGCAGAACUAUACUCUCACCAGCAGCGUGCGUGCAGCGGAGCGUUCCAGGGCCAGCCUGCAGGGGGAGCUGGCGCUGCAGAGCUGCAGGCUGCAGGAGGAGCAGAACAAGACCCAAACACAAGAAGCUCUGGGCAGACGCCUGCAGAAGAGACUGCUGCUGCUCACCAAGGAGCGGGACGGCCUGCGAGGCAUCCUGGAGUCGUACGACAGCGAGCUGGGCUCAGACUACACCCCCCUGCUGGGCCGCAGGCUGAGGGAGGCAGAGGAGGGCCAGGCCCGCAGCCAGGGCCUGCUGGCCCAGCUGGAGGUCCAGCUGAAUGCUGCUCAGGAGGAGACGGGGGCUGUGAAACGACAGCUGCAGUCUGUGGAGCUAGAGUUGGAGAUGCUAAAAAAACAACAGGCAUCUGUUGCCGAGGGCAAUCCGUUAGUGACCACGGAGGAAGUGAAUGCUCUCAGGCUGAAGGUGGAGGAGCUGGAGGCGGAGAGACAGCGUCUGGAGGAGCAGAACUCCACCCUGGAGAUGAGGCUGGACAGACAGCUGCUGCAGGGAGACUAUGAUCCAGUCAAGACUAAAGUUGUCCAUCUCAGGCUCAACCCCACUAGUGUUGCCAAGCAACUGCGCCAAGAGGAAGUGGAAGUUCUCCGGCAGGAAGUGACACGUCUGAGGGAGCACCUGCGCUCGCUGGCUAGCCCCGCCCCUGACGCCAGCGCUUCCAACGUCAGCAUCAGCCUGCCCCCCUCACAGGAAGUACUGGAGCUGCGCCGUCAGAUGGAGAGCAGCGAGCUGAAGAACCAGCGUCUGAAGGAGGUGUUCCAGAAGAAGAUCCAGGAGUUUCGGACGGUGUGCUACGUCCUGACAGGGUACCAGAUAGACCUGACCACCCACAACCAGUACCGCCUGUCCUCCGUCUACGCUGAGCACAUGGACGAUGCCCUGCUCUUCAAGGGGAUUAGCAGCAAAUCAGAAUCAAUAGUCCUAAUUAUGAUCAUUACUGCUUUAGUCUCUGUCUCUCUGUAUCUCUCUAUGUCUCUGUCUCUUUUCCUGUCUCUCUAUCUCUCUUUUUCUCUCAUUCCAUCUCUCUCAUUUUGUGUGUGUGUGUGUUCCAGUCAUCAGAUCAGGUGUGUGUGUGAGAGAUAGAGAUGGUGGUUUGCAGGUAAAGCAAAUCAAGUUCGCCAGUUGGAGUGUGACAUAAUCAAAACUAAAUUAACACACACACACAUCUGAAACAGUUUGGGAUGAAGUGAAAAUCACAGCUAUCAUCCUGAUUAGAUUGUGUGUGUGAGAGAGAGAGACUGAGAGAGACUGAGAGAGAGAGACAGAGAGAGAGAGACAGAGAGAGAGACAGAGAGAGAGACAGUAAUCACACAAAAGACACAAUAAUCUGAAAUAUGCAGAUGAGACUUUUAAUUUAAAUGCUGAUUCUGGCAUUUAACUCUGGGAUGUGGAGAGGGAGGGAGGUGGAGGAGGAGAACAGAG